AUGGCGCUGGAACCGGAGGGGAACAACCGGCUCCUGCAGGACGUACUGGCCAGACCCGACAACGAAACAUGCGCGGACUGCGGCAAUCCAGAGCCGGACUGGGCGUCGCUGACUUUGGGCGUGUUUGUUUGUCAGGCCUGUUCGCUCCUUCACCGGAGCAUCCCACAUAUCAGCCGUGUCAAGUCGGUGCAGGACACAUGGGAUGCCAGUGAAGUGGAGUUGAUGGCUGCUAUGGGAAACAGUGCAGCCAAGGCCAAAUAUGAACAGAAAGUACCCGCUUUCUACUAUAGACCAACACACACUGACUGCAAGCUGCUGAGAGAGCAGUGGAUCCGAGCCAAGUACGAGAGAAACGAGUUUGAGUUCAUCGAGAAACAGGAGCCUUACUCUGCAGGAUACCGAGAGGGGUUUCUAUGGAAACGAGGAAGAGACAACGGUCAGUUCCUCAGCCGAAAGUUCAUCAUAUCCGAGAGGGAGGGAGCCCUAAAAUACUUCAACAAGCAGGAUGCCAGAGAUCCCAAGGCCAUAAUGAAGAUUGAGACGCUCAACGCCACCUUCCAACCAGCCAAAAUUGGCAAUCCUUGCGGCUUACAAAUAACCUACUUGAAAGACAACAGCACAAGGAACAUCUUUGUCUACCACAGUGAUGCUAAGGAGAUGGUCGACUGGUUCAAUGCUAUCAGGGCAGCCAGGUUCCACUACCUACAGGUCGCUUUUCCUGGAGCCAGUGAUGAGGAGCUCGUGCCUAAACUGACCCGGAAUUUCAUGAAGGAGGGAUUCAUGGAGAAAACAGGUCCCAAGCACACAGAGGGCUUUAAGAAGAGGUGGUUCACUAUGGAUGACAGGAGGCUGAUGUACUUUAAAGACCCACUGGACGCUUAUGCCCGAGGUGAGGUGUUCAUUGGCAGUAAGGAGAACAGCUACACUGUCCUGUCGGGCUUACCUCCAUCCACUCAGGGCUACCACUGGAACCACGGUAUCACUAUCGUCACACCUGACAGGAAGUUUUUGUUUGCCUGCGAGACUGAAGCUGAGCAACGAGAUUGGAUCGCAGCUUUCCAGAGGGUCAUUAAUCGACCAAUGAGGCCUCAAGAAUACGCAGUGGAGGCCCAUUUUAAACACAAGCCUUGAAGUCUGCAGGACGCCUCUGCUGAGAUGGACCGGCCCAGUCUCAUUCGAACAGAGACAACCCCAGUUAUGGACCACGGCAGGAGACGAGGACAUGGACUUGUGGGUCAGGAAGUGGGUUUUGGGAUGGGCCAAGGUGAGAAAAGAUGAGGAAGAAAAAGGAAGGCAAAGCUCCGGUGGGACUGCCGGCCAUGUGUAUGUAAUAAAGUCAGACUGUGAGGGACCUGGCGGCCCCUUGUUGGGUCACAUGUUAAUGAUCAGAGGCCAAAGCGUAGAUGAUGUCAACACUGCUGCGCCUACCAACCUUGUGCUAUACAUUAUUAUGCCAAACCCCCUUCCUCUCCAUGUGGACUCCCUCUCAGAAACACCCCUCCCUCCUCCCUGGAUUUUGUCUUGUGAACGGUUCAUUCUACCUGUAAUCUAUUGUAAUUAUGUAAUCUAGAGUCAUUUCACUGGUUGCUAAACGAAGACAAUGCAUUGUUAAUUUAUUGAAUGUACAGUUUUGAUGACAGUGGCUUAACGUGCGUGUGUGAAAAAUGUGAUGUUUUCAUUGAGGACGCUGAGGUCAAACCUCUGGCUCUGGAAAACCCUGCUGAACCUGAAUCCUACAAAGUGCUGUUAACAACAAAUAUGCAUAAACACUCUCUCACACAAUCUCUCAGUGAUCACCGCCGCUGUUAAUGUAGCCGGUGCUGGCUGAUCUGCAUCCAGACAGGGUUCAAACCUCAAGCUGACAGCUGUUCUCUUAUUUAUUUGUACUGUUGAACAUAAUGAGUCAUUGUAGACAGUUAUUGCUGCUUUAAAGAACUGUAAUGUGACGGGAUUGUAAUUUAUAACACUUAACGAAUUCUUUUAUUUACUUUUUGGGUUUGAAGACACAUAGAUGUGUUUACCUUUAAACACGGUGAUAGUUUGUUUCAUUA
Molecule: messenger RNA, 2051 nt
Organism: Sphaeramia orbicularis (orbiculate cardinalfish)
Lineage: Eukaryota; Metazoa; Chordata; Actinopteri; Kurtiformes; Apogonidae
Product: arf-GAP with dual PH domain-containing protein 1
Exons: 11
Coding region: 1-1131 (376 amino acids)
Biological process (GO): positive regulation of GTPase activity
Cellular component (GO): intracellular membrane-bounded organelle; cytoplasm; plasma membrane
Molecular function (GO): phosphatidylinositol-3,4,5-trisphosphate binding; phosphatidylinositol bisphosphate binding; GTPase activator activity
Source: RefSeq, a predicted model, not a curated record